Leucoraja erinaceus (little skate) is the source of this 975-nucleotide messenger RNA. Its product is annotated as chitotriosidase-1-like. The coding region runs from base 1 to 603 and encodes 200 amino acids. The record is from RefSeq and is a predicted model, not a curated record. Gene Ontology annotation, biological process: chitin catabolic process; carbohydrate metabolic process. The transcript has 6 exons. Gene Ontology annotation, cellular component: extracellular region. Lineage: Eukaryota; Metazoa; Chordata; Chondrichthyes; Rajiformes; Rajidae. Gene Ontology annotation, molecular function: chitin binding; chitinase activity.
AUGUUUGGACUGUGUGGACUCAUCAUUUUAUCCCAAUUACAACUUGGCAGUAAUAUCAAACUUGCCUGUUAUUUCACAAACUGGGCACAGUAUAGAACUGGGAUUGGUCGUUACUUGCCUGAGAACAUUGAUCCUUUUCUGUGCACCCAUCUGAUAUAUGCUUUUGCCAAGAUGAAUGAAAAUCACCAAAUUAUUACUGUCGAAGGAAAUGAUGAAACUCUUUACAAGCAAUUUAACGAUCUCAAACUGAGGAAUACCAAGUUGCAAACACUGCUGGCAAUAGGAGGAGCGUCGUUUGGUUCUACACUCUUUAAUAGCAUGGUGUCUACUCCGGCAAAUAGACAAGGAUUCAUCAAUUCUGUGAUUAUUUUUCUGAGGAAGCAUAGGUUUGAUGGGUUUGAGCUCGAUUGGGAGUUUCCAGGUACCACAGGAAAUCCACCAGAAAAUAAAGAACGUUUUACAGCGUUGGUAACGGAAAUAAAAGCUGCCUUUGUAAAGGAAGAAGAAACAUCAGGAAAACGUAGAUUACUGAUUGUGGCAGCCGUGGCUGCUGCUAAAGGCACCAUUGAUACGAGUUAUGAAGUGGCUAAAAUUGCUGCGUAAGUACAAUUUUUUAAGUGCAGAUAUUUUCAUGUCGUACAGUUCUUUCUGUAAUAUUAAGCUAAGACAGAGGAACAAAACUGGGUUUUGUGACCCAGCGUGGGGGGGACAAUGGACAAUGAAGGAUCCGGAGUGGGCGGACUGCCAUGAAGGAGGGUGGAUGGGGAGGGGAGGUGAGAACAUUUUAGUUAGUGAAUAGUUGAUGACUAGGUUCAUUUCAUCUCUUUGCUGAUGAUCGAGAUUAAGUCGAAGUAAUAAUUAGGUAAAUGAGAUUGAAUUUGUUGAAUUUGCACUUUCUCCCUGCAAGCGUGUGGGUUUCCUCCCACAUACCAAAGACACAUUGGCUUUGUAGGUUAACUUGUCUCUGUAAAAUUG